AUGUCGCGUCGGCAACUCGCUGAGACUGUACGUAGUCUCAAUAUUGUUGGGCCGGUGUCGCGUGCCCUAGCACAGAGUCCCUCGUCCAGCAAUCCUGUAUCAAACCCGGUCACACCUGAGGACUCAAUAUUCUUCGAUAUGUUCCGCCAUGCCACAGUUGCCAGCACGUGUGGAGUCUUCCCGUCUUCGUUCUGGUGCGAAACUGUUAUGCAACUGGCCCAUAAUGAACCAGCCAUUUGGCACGCAACCCUCGCUAUUGGGGCGCUGCACAGAAGGACAGGAAUACUGGAAAGGGACUCUAGGGGCCUUGAUGAGCAAUCUUUGGUACGCCGUGCUGAGACUCACUAUGGCAAGGCCUUGGGUCUCGCCCAGGACUUGACUGAUGAGCCAAAGAUCGCUGCCUUGGCUACUGUACUCGUCUCUGCCGCUUGUUUACUAGGGAGGUGGCCUGAGAUGCAAAAGCACCUCAUGGCUGGUCUGAAGAUCGUUUCGUCAAAGCAGGAUCCUGCACCAAGUCUCCGCGUUGUUGAGUCGACACUCAUGAAACUCGACCUCCAGGCAAUGGCAUUCAGUGAAUCCAGUCCACCGUAUCCAUACGAGACGACAGCCAUCGCCUUUCCUGUAGCCAAGUUUCUUGCACUGCCACUUAUUCAAGGUGUGUCGUACGAAGAAAUCUGCGCAGAGAUAUUUGGUCUGUUCAGAACUUACAUGAUCCUGGACGAUGACUAUCUCCAGGGGAGUGUGGCCUAUGGUCCUUGGCUCACAACCCAAAACUCCUUCUUACGGCGUUUGAUUCAUUGGGAAAACAGAAUGGCAUCUUUCGAAAGUAUACAUCCCCCAAGACCUAGUGACGAAACCACCAGACUCUGUAUCCGCCUAUGGCAUGUCACAGCCAGAAUACUUAUCAAGGCAACGCCGAUAGGAGGCGAGACACGGUUCGAUUCACUCCUUGGUCACUUUGAAUACGGUAUCAAGAUAGCCUCAGCAGCAAGCAAAAGUAUGAGUGAUAGUCGGUUGUCUUCGCUGAGUCUUGAACCAGGGCUCGUGGCUCCUCUCUGGUCAAUGAUCCAUCGGUGCCGGCAUCGCGCACUUCGACGUGCUGGUCUGGUCAUUCUCGCAAAUGCGAGUCGGACUGAAGGCAUGUGGAGUAGUCGAAUGACGGCUCCUACUAUAAAGGCAGUUGUGGACGUGGAGGAGGAAAAUUUAAGCCCCUUCGAGUUAAACGACUACGUUUCGACUAUACUCAGUAGUCCUGCCUUGAAACUUCCGUGGAGUAUCUGGUCAAAGCCUGAUAUGGAAAUCCCAACUACUUUGACCUGGCACGAUAUGCCCGUUAUUCCUGAGGAGCAUCGGGUGAAGGAUAUACUUGGUCUGGUUGGUGUAAAUCAGUCACGCGUUGGUAUUCGCCUGUUGAUGUCUACAGAUCCCAAUGUGAGUUCAGUCAAACCAGGUCGAGUAAGAGAGGUGGUGGUGAAGUUUUGA
Molecule: messenger RNA, 1482 nt
Organism: Fusarium sp. VM40
Lineage: Eukaryota; Fungi; Ascomycota; Sordariomycetes; Hypocreales; Nectriaceae
Source: the annotation of a GenBank genome assembly